AUGGAGAACGUGGCUCAGAUGGAGCAGCCCGACGUACACGCCUCCGCGGAGGCUCUUGAACUGGUGAAGAAUGAGGUGCGCCCCGAACAGGAACAGGCUCCGGAGAACUCGAGCGCUACCGACACGGCACCCGAGCUGCACGACCAGUCGGGGUCUGGGGCCCUGCAUGACCAGGCGGGCCCCGCCAAUCUACGUGAAUCCUCCCCUCCCGCGCACUCACACUCUGUCAUCACCUCGCGGCGAGCUAUGCGCACUAUCACCGCCGCUGGUCACAUCACCACGGAUGAACCCGGGGAACUCGCCAACGACGAAGGCGUCAAGGAUGAACCGCCAGAACAGCCACCACUUGAUGAGCAACAGUUACAAGCGCAGCACUACGCCGCUGCUAAACUGGAGGACGCUGAGGCGCGGGAGCAGCAGCACUACGACGAGGAGCGCCUGCGCCUCGCUGAAGCGGAAACGUCACGUUACCUCGCCUUCAAACAGGAGCCGUACCGUGCACUCUCCUCGCCCAGCGACAAGCGCGCCCCGCCGCAGUACGUGCGCCCGCCGCAACGGCCGCCGUACGGACGCGGGCUGGCGCUGCGUUACGGUGCCCCGCAUCACGUGAUCGUGGCGCAAGAAGGUGAGGCCGAGGAGGCCGCACAUGACGCGUUCCUACACAAGGAAAAGGAACAGCUCCAGGCGUACGCGGGUAGCGAGGCUACCUCUACUGACAACCGACAGUAUGCUGCCGUACUGAGCGACCAAGGUGCUUCCACUCUAGAGAUGAUUCAGACUACGGCUCUCAAUAACCAACAAUCGGUCGGAGUCGCUUACCAGCAGGUGAAGUACGAGGCGCGGGGAGAAGGAGAGCCUCGGCCGACUACUUAUGCGAGCCUGCAGCCAGUAACGUCAGUACACGGAGGAUACGCGUAUGCGGGUCAGAGCCCUCAAUACGCCGGUGGAGGAUACGGCGCGUACGCCGCCGGGGGCAGCAAGGAGUUGCUAACUCUGUACGGCGGUGGCCCGGCCACGGCAGGAGGCGGGGCGGGAUCACGGGGAGACGAGUCCCCGCCGGGACAGUUACUGUACCGUAGCGACCCCACACUGUCGUCCUCGUCGCUGGCGCGGGGCACGCACGUCGUGUAUGGCUCCGUCGUACCGCAAUCCCAGGCGGUGUAUGAGACACCGCCCAGUCCCAACUCACAACAGGUGACACUGUAUACGCACGGGAACACAGUGCAGUACAAAGUGGGAGGUGAGCACUACCUGGGCCAGGGAGGCGGCGUGGAGUACGUGCCAGUGUCAGGAUACGAAGGUGGCCUGCUGGUGGAGGGCUACCCCGCGCCUGCACAGGCCUGGCCAGCACAUAACCUUUUACCCAUCGAGGACGGCUUCGAUCCCAGUAUGGCAGGUAUGGGCGAGGUGAAGGAGUGCGUCAACUGCGCGGCUGCCACCACCCCGCUGUGGCGACGCGACGGCACGGGCCACUACCUGUGUAACGCGUGCGGCCUCUACACGCGCAUCAACGGGGUCAAUCGACCGCCGCUCAAGGGACAAAAGGCAAAGCCGCAGCAAGCUUUGCCGACAAACGGUAACCGGCGCGUAGGCGUGACGUGCGCCAACUGUCGCACGUCCAACACGACGCUGUGGCGGCGCAACAACAACGGGGAGCCAGUCUGUAACGCGUGCGGGCUCUACUACAAGCUGCACAACGUGAACCGGCCGCUCAGCAUGAAGAAGGACGGCAUCCAGACGCGAAAGCGGAAGCCCAAGAGUAUGGGAGGCGGACACGGCGGAGUGGCGCGCCCCGGGGCCGGGCCGCUGGCGGGUGAGUACGUGAGCUCGUGGCCGCGCGGCCUGGACUCGUGUCGCGACUAA
Molecule: messenger RNA, 1863 nt
Organism: Spodoptera littoralis (African cotton leafworm)
Lineage: Eukaryota; Metazoa; Arthropoda; Insecta; Lepidoptera; Noctuidae
Source: the annotation of a GenBank genome assembly